AUAAUUUUAAAAAACCUGUGUGUAAACAAUUGUUUCCACGUCAAAUGUCAAAAGUCCGAAGAGACGCGUAAAAUCAAAGAUAACAGUUUGAAAAGUUUAAUUUAUUAAAAAAUUUUUGUAACGUACGUUAAAUGAAAAAAAAUCACUUGUGCAUGUUUGUUAAUAUUUGCUGUAUAUGAUUUACGCAUGAAUUCAAGAUUUUCAUCGUGAAUCAAAGACAACAAACUUGUUUAGUUUUCAAAAUAUGAGACUGAUAUAAUCAAGGUGAUGAUUUUAUAAUGUCUAAUAUUUCUAUAUUUUCCAAAUUAGUUUGAUUACUUUUUAUCAAUUUUAAAAAUGGAAUUAAGAUGCCAAUAUCAAUCGUAUGCCUGGGGGAAAUGUGGUAGUGACAGUAUUGUCGCUACUUUAAUAAAGCCGUCCAAUCCAAAUAUUAUAUUAGAUGAAAAAACACCUUACGCUGAACUUUGGAUGGGUACACAUUCAAAUGGUCCAUCAUUUUUGAAAGAUGAAAAUAAAUCAUUAGACGAGUAUUUAAAAGAAAAUAAUCACACAUUAGGUUCUACAGUGAUAGAAAAAUUUGGUAUUCAAUUGCCAUUUCUUUUUAAAAUAUUGUCUGUUAAUAAAGCAUUAUCAAUUCAAGUUCAUCCAAAUAAGAAAGAAGCAGAAGAAUUACAUAAAACACAGCCAAAUAUUUACAAAGAUUCGAAUCACAAACCCGAGCUUGCUAUUGCCCUUACGCCAUUUGAAGCUCUUUGUGGUUUCCGUCCAAUUUCAGAAAUCAAAAGUUACUUAAUAGCUAUUCCAGAAUUGUGUGAUAUUAUAGGUGAAGAAGAAAUUCUCGAGCUUACUAUAGUAACCGAAGGAUCUCUCAAUAUUAGUUUAAAAAAGUGCUUUCAAAAACUUAUGACCUGCGAUGAAAAUGUUGUGGCACAACAGUUGAAAAAAUUCAUCGAAAGAAUAUCUAGUUUAGGCCAACUUACCAGGCAAACGUUACAUGCAAAUUUAUUGGAACGUUUAUAUAAUGAUUAUCCAGGAGAUGUGGGAUGCUUUGGUAUAUAUUUUUUUAAUUACAUAACUUUACAACCAGGUGAAGCUAUGUACCUUGGUGCAAAUGAACCUCAUGCUUAUCUUUCAGGAGAUUGCAUUGAAUGUAUGGCAUGUUCCGACAAUGUUGUGAGAGCAGGCCUAACGCCAAAAUUAAAGGACACUAAAAUUUUAAUAAAUAUGUUAAGUUACAAAUGUGAGCCAAGUUCCGCGAAACGUUUUCAACCAUUACGAGAGGAUGAUUGCACAGAAGUUUUCCGACCUCCUGUACCUGAUUUUGCAGUAACAAGAAUUACGAUUCCCGCUGGUAGAGCAUCUUACACGUUAAUUGAAAGGGCAGUAGGAAGUAUAUUAAUAAUAGUAAAUGGAAAAGCUGAAAUUACCUUUUCCACAACAAAAGUUCUUAAUCGUGGUUCAGUGAUUUUUAUUCCGGCAAAUGAACGUGUAAAUAUGAAAGUUUUAUGUGGCUGUCAUCCCAUGUUAAUGUUUCAAGCAUUUGCUAAUGUUUAGUCAUGUAUUAUUAUUAAAGUUUUAUCGUCUUUUGUCAAUUGUUAUAAAAGGAGAAAAAUACUUUCCUUACAAUUGUCUUCCGAAUAGUAUUUUUUUUAUUAACAAUGUUUCUUCCACACUUUUUAUAACAUUUUAUAGUAAUUUUAAAAAAAAUUUUAAAUUUCAUUAAUUUUGAAUGCUCAUUGUUGCUUAUAUAAAUAUUAAAUUUUU
Molecule: messenger RNA, 1764 nt
Organism: Leptopilina boulardi
Lineage: Eukaryota; Metazoa; Arthropoda; Insecta; Hymenoptera; Figitidae
Gene: Mpi
Product: mannose-6-phosphate isomerase
Exons: 6
Coding region: 337-1554 (405 amino acids)
Biological process (GO): GDP-mannose biosynthetic process; carbohydrate metabolic process
Cellular component (GO): cytosol
Molecular function (GO): zinc ion binding; mannose-6-phosphate isomerase activity
Source: RefSeq, a predicted model, not a curated record